This is a messenger RNA of Ornithorhynchus anatinus (platypus), 1467 nucleotides long. RefSeq names its product ETS variant transcription factor 7 (gene ETV7). Gene Ontology annotation, cellular component: nucleus. The transcript has 8 exons. Gene Ontology annotation, molecular function: DNA-binding transcription factor activity, RNA polymerase II-specific; sequence-specific DNA binding. The record is from RefSeq and is a predicted model, not a curated record. The coding region runs from base 298 to 1077 and encodes 259 amino acids. NCBI's taxonomy places the organism in Eukaryota, Metazoa, Chordata, Mammalia, Monotremata, Ornithorhynchidae. Gene Ontology annotation, biological process: regulation of transcription by RNA polymerase II; cell differentiation.
ACCAUCACACUCACCCCCUCCGGCUCACAAACUCAACCGUCCACACGGACCCCGGUGGAAGGAACAGUGUCCUCCAGCUCUUCUUUAAGUCCAGGGGUGGCCACGCCAGCGGCAACUACCCAAUCCCAGGGCAGAAGCGAGACCUCGUUUCCACUGAUCACUGAGGAGGAAAUCUGCAGGUUACCAGGCCAGCUCAGAAUCCAGCCUUCCCUGUGGAGCAAGGAGGAUGUGAUUCAUUGGCUGAGAUGGGCCGAAAAGGAAUACUCCCUCCGGCGGAUUGUGGAAAACAAAUUUGAAAUGAACGGAAAAGCCCUCUGCAUCCUGACCAAGGACGACUUCCGAUACCGAGCCCCGAGUUCAGGUGAUGUUUUGUAUGAACUACUUCAGUACAUCAAGACUCAGAGGCAAGCCCUGGUCUGUGGGCCAUUCUUCAACACACCACUGAGGCAGACGUUAGCUGGACAGCACCAUGGGCCUUUGGAAGAGCGGAUGUACCAAUCCCACCCUCCCCUCAAAGGAGUCCUACCAGUCCACCCACUGGACGUGGUGUCCGUCAACUCUCCGAGCAAGGCCGACGCCUCCCGCCCGCCGAGCGGGAUCUUCCGCAGGGAGGAGCCACUCAAUCUCUCGCACAGAUCUGAAGUCAGCUACAGCGCCGAGGUUAUCUGCUCUUUUACCACAGUCCCACAGGCCCCCAUUGAUGGGAAAAUAGCAGACUGCCGGUUGCUCUGGGAUUAUGUGUAUCAGCUCCUUUCCGACCGCCGAUACGAACGUUAUAUCAAGUGGGAAGAUCAGGAGGCCAAGGUCUUUCGAGUCGUUGACCCGAAUGGGCUUGCCAGACUCUGGGGAAACCACAAGAACCGAGUCAACAUGACGUAUGAGAAGAUGUCACGGGCUCUGCGGCACUACUAUAAACUGAAUAUAAUCAAAAAGGAACCAGGCCAAAAGCUGUUAUUUAGAUUUCUGAAAACCCCUGGGGAGAUCGUCCAUGACAAAUCGAGCAAGCUGGAACAGCUCGCCCACCAGGAGCAGGAGGGCCUGGACUUCCAGGAGGAGCUGCUAGAAGUAUCGCCCUAAGGAACUCCCAACCCCGGAAGAUGCUCUCUGGACAAUGCCCAGGGCUUCUCCUGCCCCCUGAGGAUGCCAGCCUGGGCCACGGCCAUUCCUGCUUCCUGAACUCUGGGGUCCCCUCUUCCUCACCACUCCACCCCAGUCACUGCUUUGGGUUAGUUUAUAUUUUCCUUCACGACUCUGAAAGCAGCUUGGAGGAUAGGAGGGGAGUGGGGUGGGGAGAAGGGGAGUGGGGUGGGAGGAGCUUGAGAUGGAGAAGGCAUCUCCCACUGGAGAUGAACACCUUGCCAUUCGCUGUCUCCCGUUUUUCUGUCCUGUAGGGAUUAUGUUUGGGAUGGUUGAGGGUUGGGUGGCCCUGGGACGAGGUGGGGAUUGAAUGAAGGUAGGUAGGUACCA